AUGGAAAAUAAUCCAAACCCACACACACCAUCUUCUUCAAUACCAACACCACCAACACCACAAACACCAACACCAACACCAACACCACCAAUCCAAACAACAACAACACAAUCAUACACUGUAUCAUCAAUACAACCACCACCAGAAAUUAAUAAUGAAACUCAUCCAAAUUUUACAAUGAGAGGAGCAUUACCAAAUCAAGGAGGUACAUAUGACUCAAAUUCAUUUCGUAAUAAUGCCACACCAAAAGUUUAUAAACCAGUAUUAUCAAUGGGAAAAUUUAGAGUAAUUGCAGGUAUUUUAUGUGCAACUGCAUUUUAUGUCUCAAUCGUAUCGGAAUAUGGUGACCAUAAUAAUCAAAAGAAAAAUGUAACUUCUGAAUUUAGAAAGGCACAUGAUGAAAUUGUAUCAAGUUGGUUAGGUUUUGAUAUUAGAGAGAAAUUUAGAAGUUUAGAAAAUAAUUAUAUGGCAUUAAGAGAUAAAAAGGGUAACACUGUUGAUAUAGAAUCAUUAAUUCCAAAUUCUUCAAAAUUAACCAUUACAAAUCCAACAACAACAACAACAACAACAACAACAACAACAACAACAACAACAACAAAUGAUACUACAACCACUAAUACUACUACUACUGAUAAACCUGAAAAAGUAAAUUCAUUUUUAAAUACUGCAACUGGUGGAAAAAUGAAUUCAGUUUCAUACACUCCAGAAUUUGAAUCUGGUGCUAAAAAAGUGGAAUCAUUAAUAAAAGAAAGUGAAAAAAGAUCUUUAAGACUUGAACAAUUAGUUGAAAAACAGUUUGAAGAAUUACUCGAAAAAUCAUAUGGACCAUCUUCUUCAUCAUCAUCAUCCUCCUCCUCCUCUUCCUCUUCCUCUUCAAAAUAA
This is a messenger RNA of Dictyostelium discoideum AX4, 882 nucleotides long. RefSeq lists its product as hypothetical. Bases 1 to 882 code for a protein of 293 amino acids. NCBI's taxonomy places the organism in Eukaryota, Evosea, Eumycetozoa, Dictyosteliales, Dictyosteliaceae. The transcript has a single exon. The record is from RefSeq and is a predicted model, not a curated record.